CUAAGGAGACGUACUAUAAUAUCUUCAACACAAAAAUGACUGUAAAAUUUCUUCAUGUUCUCGUUCUGCUUUUGGGAUGUUUUAAAUUUUCUUUUGAACUCAAAAAGGUGGAGCAGGAUUCUAUAGGUUCGGCGUUCCUGAUGACACCAGAUGUCUUCCUGACAGGGGAGUUGUUUGAUGACAAAGACCGCCAGGGGGCGUUGGUUUUGUUUCGGGGCGAGGAUGAAACACUUGGGACAAAGUUUAUCGUAUACCUGGAAUUUAUUUCACAUCAAGUUAUAAUACAUGUCAAAUCACGCGAUGGAAAAGAGGUUCAGAUAACGUUUCCAUGUCAACCCCAGCUGAAAGAAAAAGACAUUCGAAUCACUCUCCACUUUAAAGACCUUUUGAAAUCCCCAAACCAAAUCUUAAUGUAUAUCAACUGCAAAUUGGUAGGGAACGAGACGAGCUCAGUCCCCAUUAGGGAGGGGCUGGUAGGAUCCCAGAGACAGCAAAUAAAUCCCAGGUUCUGGUUUUAUGUUGGAAAAGACGUAAGACCUGUUCUACAGAAUCAGGGCUGUCCAGUGAUCUUCCCUACUCAGGAACCACCCUCGAGAAAUGCUCAUGAAACUAUUGUUCGAGUAGUUGUUCCACCCCGCCCAAAACCAGACCAACAUCUCGACAAAGAAAGAACAUCAUCUAAGGAUAGAUCGGACCAUGUUAAAACUCCCAGGGAACCUCUUCCGGAAAGUCGACACAGGUUAACACUUCCGGAUUCUAAAGCCAUACCCAUUGAUUCUGGAGAAGUUCAUCUAUUGUCAACGUCCUUAAGGACACUCACGUCCGCCGUAAGACAACUGCAACGACAGAUAACAAUCCAGGGUCAAGAGACACGUUACCUGCGAGAAGUCUUAAGUCGCUGUGAUAUGUGCAGAGGGCGCACUGGUCAACCCACAGAUACAUACAGUCGAGAGAGAAUUUUUACUUGCCAGGACAAGCCAUGCUUUGACAACGUGCCGUGUGAGGACACCUCACGUGGUUAUCGGUGUGGGAGGUGCCCAGCAAAUUUCAUAGGAGAUGGAAUCACAUGUGUCCCCAAAAUAACGUGUGAACAGGAGCCUUGUUAUGCAGGUGUCCCGUGUACGGAAACAGUGGAUGGAGUCAAGUGUGGACAGUGUCCAGCAGGAGUGAUUGGUGAUGAAUCACGGAACGGAUGUCAAGAAGGGCAAAUAACGUGCGAAUCCAGACCCUGUUUUCCUGGAGUCGCCUGCGUUGAAACCACGUACGGUUACGAGUGUGGAGAUUGUCCGAAUGGAAUGCAGGGGAAUGGGACUGCCGACGGAUGUGUUCGAUCCCCCGAGGGCUGUGAAAGCCUCCCAUGCUUUGAUGGAGUCCUUUGUAAUGAUAUCGAUGACGGAUAUCAGUGCGGCCCGUGUCCACCAGGCACGACGGGAAAUGGCACAAAGUCUGGAUGCCACCCCAUUGGUUGUGAUUCAAAUCCUUGUUUUGCGGGAGUGGAGUGUGUAGAUUCCCCGAACGGAUAUCAGUGCUCAUCGUGCCCUGAGGGAUAUAAAGGGAAUGGGACACAUUGUACGGACAUUGAUGAGUGUAGAGUUCAUAACCCUUGCAGUUUCCUGACGGAAUGUGUUAAUUUAAUCCCUGGAUAUAAGUGUACAAACUGCCCCAUUGGGUAUUCAGGAAGUGAGGUGUCUGGAGUCGGUAUCGAGGGCCUGAAGUCCGUACAACAGCUUUGUGAAGACGUUAACGAAUGUGAAGACGGAAAUAAUGGAGGCUGUGUGGAUUACUCUCACUGCACAAAUACGCCAGGAUCGUUUGUAUGUGGAGAGUGCUUUGAUGAUUAUACCGGUAACCAGACAGUGGGAUGUCGGGAGAUGAAGACAUUCUGUCCAGAUGGAGUGAAAGAGUGUCACAAACACGCAAUGUGUAUUAUGGGAACUUCUGGGUAUGACUGUCAGUGCAGAAUAGGAUAUGCUGGCAAUGGGGAAUACUGCGCCAAAGACAACGAUCUUGAUGGCAUGCCUAACAUAGGGCUUCGUUGUAAAGAAUACAGGUGCUCAAGAGAUAACUGCCGAGAUGUUCCAAAUAGUGGUCAGGAGGACGUUGACCUGGAUGGAAUCGGAGAUGCUUGCGAUGAAGACAUCGAUGGAGACGGAAUCGUUAAUAAUCCAGACAACUGUCCGUACGUAGCGAAUCCCGGUCAGGAAAACACAGACGAAGGAGAGAGAGACAAUCAAGGAGAUUCAUGUGAUAAUUGUCCUAGUGUGCCCAACACUGACCAAGUCGAUACAGACAAAGACGGCAUUGGCGACGCAUGUGACCCAGACAUUGAUAAUGACGGAAUUUUAAAUGAAAAUGACAAUUGUCCAAAAGUGGUUAAUCCUGACCAAGAUGACGGGGAUGAGGACGGCGUGGGGGAUCUUUGUGAUAACUGUCCCUUUCUAGCAAAUAAACUGCAGAACGAUUCUGACCAUGACUCUAUCGGCGACAUCUGCGACACGAACGAAGACGAAGACAGUGAUGGAAUACAAGACAAUUAUGACAACUGUGAGUUUGUUCCGAACGCUGAUCAGUUAGAUACAGACGAGGAUAAUAUCGGCAAUGUUUGUGAUGAAGAUGAUGACAAUGAUGGGAUAGAUGAUGAUGACGAUAACUGCCCUCUCGUAUCAAACCCUGACCAGACCGACACGGACGGUGAUGGAUUCGGUGACGCAUGCGUAGAUGAUACUGAUGGAGAUGGAUACGCUGAUGUGGAGGACGUUUGUCCAGAACAUAAAGAUAUCCAUUCCACCGACUUCCGAUCAUUCCAGACGAUUCUGUUAGAUCCAGUUGGUGAUUCUCAAAUAGACCCUGAGUGGCUUAUUCUAAACCAGGGAGCAGAAAUUGUUCAAACAAAGAACAGCGAUCCUGGUUUAGCUGUUAGUAAUACCACGUUUUCCGGCGUGGAUUUCAGCGGAACAUUCUUUGUUAAUACGGAGGUGGAUGAUGAUUAUGCUGGAUUUAUCUUCAGUUUCCAAGACAACUCUAAAUUUUACUGUAUCAUGUGGAAGAAGUCCGCACAAACAUAUUGGCAUCCUACUCCAUUUCGCGCAGUUGCAGAGCCCGGAAUUCAGCUGAAGCUUGUAAAUUCCAAAACCGGGCCUGGUGAAUACCUCAGAAAUGCUUUAUGGCACACAGGAGAUACAGCAGACGAAGUACAGCUUCUUUGGAAGGAUCCUAGAAAUACUGGAUGGAAGGAGAAGACGGCAUAUCGACUGGAGCUAAUUCAUAGACCAAACAUUGGUCUCAUCAGAAUUUUGUUGUUUGAAGAAACAAGCCUGAUGGCGGAUUCCGGAAACGUGUACGACGCCACCCUGCGUGGUGGAAAACUGGGCGUAUUUAGCUUUUCCCAGGAGGGGGUCAUAUGGUCCGAUCUGGUUUACAGGUGUAAUGAUUAUGUUCCGCGCGGCUUGUUGAGAGAGGGAGCCGAACCUUUAGAACCAGCGGAGGGAUUUCUUGAAGAUUCCGGGAUAUACCAAUUUGUCAAAAAGAGAUAAAGACUGAUGUAGAUUCCAUAUUAUGUCCAUCUGAAUGUGCAUCUUAAAUUAAGACAGAUCUUGGUUGUUUUAUUGCUUAUAACAAUACAAAUAUGUUGACGCAUUGUU
Molecule: messenger RNA, 3641 nt
Organism: Saccostrea echinata
Lineage: Eukaryota; Metazoa; Mollusca; Bivalvia; Ostreida; Ostreidae
Product: cartilage oligomeric matrix protein-like
Exons: 24
Coding region: 36-3533 (1165 amino acids)
Biological process (GO): cell adhesion
Cellular component (GO): extracellular region
Molecular function (GO): calcium ion binding
Source: RefSeq, a predicted model, not a curated record